Molecule: messenger RNA, 1776 nt
Organism: Bufo bufo (common toad)
Lineage: Eukaryota; Metazoa; Chordata; Amphibia; Anura; Bufonidae
Gene: CPOX
Product: coproporphyrinogen oxidase
Exons: 7
Coding region: 80-1291 (403 amino acids)
Cellular component (GO): cytoplasm; mitochondrial intermembrane space
Molecular function (GO): coproporphyrinogen oxidase activity
Source: RefSeq, a predicted model, not a curated record
CCCCUACACGAGACGUGCCGAUUGUCACUGUACAUAUAGCGCUGUCACCCGGCUACUCCUGGCACUAGAGGUGACAGUUAUGUCCCUGCAGGUUGUGUUGAGGGCUGUGCGGGGGAGGCUCCCGCUGUCCUCCGUGUGCCAUGGUGCCCGGGCAGUGCACGGCGCCGCUCUGCGCUCCACUGGGCGCCGGUCACUGCUGGUGGCUGCGGGGGCCGCGGUGACUGCCGGGCUGGUGGCGGGAUACGGUCACCUGCAGCGGGCGGACAUGGCCUCGGUGGAUCACGGGGAGGAUUUGGACAAGCGCGUGGCGGAGUUCAUGGCUCCUCCGGUCACCGAGCUGGAGAAGCUGCGGCGGAGCGGGGGGGACAUGAAGACCCGCAUGGAGCUGCUGAUCAUGGGGACCCAGGCGGAGGUGUGCCGGGCGCUGGAGGAGGCGGACGGGGGAGCCGGCUUCACUGUGGACCGCUGGCAGAGGACGGAGGGUGGCGGAGGAGUCAGCUGUGUCCUCCAGGAUGGCAAUGUCUUUGAGAAAGCCGGAGUCAAUGUGUCGGUGGUCUACGGCUACCUGUCAGAGGAGUCCAUUCAGCAGAUGAGAAGCCGCGGGAAGGAUCUGCAAACUAAAGAUGGAAAGCUGCCCUUCUGUGCGAUGGGAGUGAGUUCUGUCAUCCAUCCUAAGAAUCCGCAUGUUCCCACCAUUCACUUUAACUACAGAUACUUUGAAAUUGAGGAGGCAGACGGUAACAAGCAGUGGUGGUUUGGCGGUGGGACAGAUUUGACUCCGACCUAUCUGAACCUGGAGGAUGUGGUGCAUUUCCAUCAGACUUUGAAGGAGGCGUGUGAUCAACAUAACCCGGGCUUCUACCCAAAGUUCAAGAAGUGGUGUGAUGACUACUUCUUCAUCAAGCACCGCGGCGAACGCAGAGGAGUCGGUGGCAUCUUCUUCGAUGACCUGGACUCCCUAUCAAAAGAUGAAGUGUUCAAAUUUGUGAAGAGCUGCACCAAGGCCGUAGUGCCCUGUUAUGUCCCCAUUGUGAACAAGCACAAGAAUGACUCCUUCAGCCCAGAAGAAAAAAUGUGGCAGCAGCUGAGAAGAGGACGAUACGUGGAAUUCAAUUUAGUUUAUGACAGAGGAACCAAAUUUGGGCUUGCAACCCCGGGCUCUAGGAUUGAGAGCAUUCUUAUGUCCCUGCCACUGACUGCCAGAUGGGAGUAUAUGCAUGUACCUCCUCCAGAGUCUCGGGAGGCUGAGAUUCUCAACGUUCUGCGGGAACCCAAAGACUGGGUUCAUUAAUGAGCUCAGGGACUUUUCACAGUGCCCUCGUUGGAAGGAGCAUUUGGAGAGUGAAUGUUUUUAUGGGAAGAAAUCCAUGUUCUUUCCGGUUCCACAUGUGCCUUACCUGUUAUUGUGUUUCCCUCUUGGACUUGAGUUUGUCCUUGAUUCAUCUACGUGCCCUGCUCUGGACUUCUCUUACUCCCCCGAUACUCCUUCUGCAGCGACCACUUUCAUAUAACUUUGUCAAAUCUUUUUUGUUUCUGGACCUGAUCAUUCUAUUACUUUGUACACAAAUCCGUAGUUUCCAACCAGCUGCUUUGAACAAACAGGUGGAGCAGGUUAUAUUGCAGUAAAUGGUACAAUGUACAGUGAGCUGAUACCACUAAGGAAAGUUGGGUCUUUAAUGGAUGAUUCAAUUCCACUUUGACUGUAUGAACUUGUCAUAUAUAUUUUACAAACAUAUAUUUUUUUUUUUUUUUUUUUUAAAUUUUCACUAUGGGGGG